AAAUAUUUUCACUUAUUUAAUUUCGUUUCUAUAAUUUAAUUUUAUUAAAGACGGAAAAAGAUUAUAAAGUGAAAAAAAAAAGUGUUUAGAAUUUGUUAUAAACUUUGAAUUAAUGGGAGCAUGGCAGAUUUUUGCGGAGAGAAAAAAACAUGAAAGCACCGAAAUAAUCCUUGAACCUUUUUUUCUGUCGUGUCCGCCGCCGAAGCUGCAACACAACUACUGAAUGCGAUUAGGUUUUUCCUUCAACCAAUAUGGGCGCCAAAAAUGAUACAGAGACGAAUUUGGAUGGAGAGAACAGUGUAGGACGAAAGAGUAGAAAGAAACCCAUGCCUGAGAGUGGAGCGCGAGAGCAUAAGGAACAAUUGCAAAAGCUUUCGGAGAAGGAUCCAGAAUUUUACGAGUUCUUGAAAGAGCAUGACGAGGAGUUGCUUCAAUUCAGUGAUGAUGAUCUAGAUGAUGAUGUGGGUACUGACAUAGAAGAUGAAGAUCUAAAGCUAGAUGAGGAGGUUAGUGAGGAUGAGAUUCAAGAGAAGGAACAAAAGUCCUCUAAGGAAGUUAUAACUACUUCUAUGGUUGAUUUGUGGUGCAAAUCAAUUCAAGAAAGGGGGAGCUUAAGUGCACUUCGUUCCCUGCUGAGGGCUUUCAGGACGGCAUGCCACUAUGGUGACGAUGGGGGGAAUGAAUCUAUGACAAAGCUUAGUGUAAUGUCUAGCACUGUAUUCAACAAAAUAAUGUUGACUGUACUUACUGAAAUGGAUGGAAUACUGAGAAAAUUGUUUAAGCUUCCUGCUUCUGGUGGAAAGAAAGAGAAUAUAACAGAUUUAAUGGCCACGAAACAUUGGAAUAGUUAUGGCCCUUUAGUGAAGUCUUACCUUGGAAAUGCUCUCCAUGUUUUGAACCAAAUGACUGACACAGAAAUGAUAUCAUUUACUUUACGUAGGCUGAAAUACUCUUUAUUGUUUUUGGCGGCUGUUCCUUCACUCCUAAGGAAAUACAUUAAGGUGGUUCUUCAUUUCUGGGGUACUGGCGGAGGUGCCCUUCCUGUGGUUUCAUUUCUGUUUAUGAGAGAUCUAUGUAUCCGAAUUGGAUCUGGCUGCAUAGAUGAAUGUUUCAAAGGAAUAUAUAAAGCAUAUGUUUUGAAUUGCCACUUUGUAAAUGCCGUGAAACUUAAACAUAUCCGUUUCCUUGGCAAUUGUGUCAUUGAACUUCUUGGUGUUGAUCUUGCCACUGCGUAUCAACAUGCCUUCAUUUACAUUCGACAACUGGCUAUGAUAUUAAGGGAUGCACUUAAUGCAAAAACUAAGGAAUCUUUUCGCAAGGUUUAUGAGUGGAAAUUCAUCAAUUGUCUUGAACUUUGGACUGGUGCUAUCUGUGCCUACAGUUCAGAAUCUGACUUUAAGCAACUUGCAUAUCCAUUGACCCAAAUAAUUUCUGGAGUAGCCCGUCUGGUCCCCACAGCCAGAUAUUUUCCCCUUAGGUUGAGAUGUGUAAGAAUGUUGAACCAGAUUGCAGCUUCUACCCAUUCCUUUGUACCAGUGUCUAUGCUCCUUUUAGACAUGCUGGAAAUGAAAGAAUUGAAUAGACCCCCAACUGGAGGUGUUGGCAAAGCUGUUGACUUACGCAGUAUACUGAAGGUUAGCAAGCUGACCCUAAAGACACGAGCAUUUCAAGAAGCAUGUGUUAUUUCUGUGGUUGAAGAGCUAGCUGAACACUUGGCACAGUGGAGUUAUUCCGUUGCUUUCAUGGAAUUGUCUUUUAUUCCACUUGUGAGACUGCGUAGCUUUUGCAAAUUAACCAAAGUAGAGAGGUUUCGAAAAGAAAUGAGGCAGCUUAUACGCCAGAUUGAAGCAAGUGCUAAUCAUGUGAAUGAGAAGCGAAUGUCAAUUUCCUUUUUACCAAAUGACCCGGCAGCAUUAUCUUUUCUCGAGGAUGAAGAAAAGUCAGCUUCAAGUACUCUGUCAAAGUACGUCCUAACACUCCGCCAGAGAGCAGAACAGAAAAAUAAUUCAUUAAUGGAAUCCAGUGUGCUUGUGGGAGAAGAAUCCUCUAGAUUUGGGAAUGAAAUAUCAGAGAGUGAUGAAGAGGAUGCAAGAAAUAAUGAAAAGGGUGCUGCCGUCUUUAGUUCAUCAUGGUUACCCGGAAAUGAAUCUAAGACAAAACAACCUGAAGAAACAAAAGGAAAAAGGAAAAAGCAGCAGAAAGAGAAAGCCAUUGAUGACGAUGUUGUGGAGGACUUGGUACUUAGUUCUGACGAAGAUAUGCCUUCUAGUCACAGCCCUUCUGCUGGAAAAAAUGAUGAUGCAGAUCAUUUACCUUCAAAAGGAAAACGCAAGCAGAAGAAUCACAGAACAAAAAGGUUGAAAAAAAAUUAGUCUCACUUGGAGGGGAAAUGAAGUUUAGGUAGCAACCUCUCUAUUCGGGAUUCGUACUGAGAAAAUGUGAGAUGAGAAAAAUUUUGAUUAGUUUUAAAAGUAGUUUCCAUUUUACAUUUGGAGCAAAGACUGACGUGUGAAUGUAAUGGCAGCUGCAAUUAUAUUUUUAUACGUCAUUUCGUUGUGAUUGGAAAAUGAUAGUGUGGACAAACUGUGACCUGGCACUACUUGUAAAAUCUUCUGGUGCCAUCCAUGGUUGGAGCAAAAUGGUAACACCAUUCCAUAUUUAUCAGUGUAAUUUAUAGGUUUCUGAAUUGGACAUUGGAAAAGGAUUUGAAUUAUUGAUUUUUUUUA
Vigna unguiculata (cowpea) is the source of this 2726-nucleotide messenger RNA. Its product is annotated as nucleolar complex-associated protein 2-like. NCBI's taxonomy places the organism in Eukaryota, Viridiplantae, Streptophyta, Magnoliopsida, Fabales, Fabaceae. Gene Ontology annotation, biological process: ribosomal large subunit biogenesis. The record is from RefSeq and is a predicted model, not a curated record. Gene Ontology annotation, cellular component: Noc1p-Noc2p complex; nucleolus; nucleoplasm.